Messenger RNA from Phyllostomus hastatus (greater spear-nosed bat), 2755 nucleotides. It is a transcript of the gene ZNF212, whose product is annotated as zinc finger protein 212. The coding region runs from base 102 to 1631 and encodes 509 amino acids. The transcript has 5 exons. The record is from RefSeq and is a predicted model, not a curated record. Lineage: Eukaryota; Metazoa; Chordata; Mammalia; Chiroptera; Phyllostomidae. Gene Ontology annotation, biological process: regulation of DNA-templated transcription.
GCUGGUGGUGGCUUCGAGGAGGGGCAGGGGACGCCCAGCGGACUCGCGCGCAGUCCGAGGGUAUCAGGCGAGGCUCCGCUGCGGACGGGCGACGGGCAGCAAUGGCGGAAUCGGCGUCGGCUCGGCACAGGAGGAAGCGCCGCGCCACCCCCCUGGCUUCCUCCCCGCCGCCCCCGCCGGCGCCGCCGGAGGACAGCUCCCAUGCGCAGCCCACGGAGCUCCCGCUGCAGGAGCUGCCACUGCAGGCCGUGGUGGCCGCCAUCCAGGCCGUGGAGAAGAAGAUGGAGGCCCAGGCCGCCCAGCUGCAGAGCCUGGAGAGGCGCAUGGAGACGGUCGAGAGGAAGCUGGCCGACUUCGAGAAGAUGACCUUGGAGUUCGGGAACCAGCUGGAGGGCAAGUGGGCCGUGCUGGGCACGCUGCUGCAGGAGUACGGGCUGCUGCAGAGGCGCCUGGAGAACAUGGAGAACCUGCUGAGGAACAGGAACCUCUGGGUGCUGCGGCUGCCCCCGGGCAGCGCGGCCGAGGCCCCCAAGGUGUCCCGGACACUGGACAGUGACGGCGUCUGUUUCUCGGAGCAGGAGUGGGAGAACCUGGAGGACUGGCAGAAGGAGCUGUACCGAAACGUGAUGAUGAGCAACUACGAGACGCUGGUCUCUCUGAAGGUCCUUGGCCAGCCGGAAGGAGAAGCGGAGCUGGGCACGGAGAUGCUGGGUGACUUGGAGGAGGAGGGCCUCAGUGGUGUCCACCCAGCCGGAGGCAUUAUGAUCAAGCAGGAGAUAGAGUCCCCGCAGAGACAGGAGCCUUCCGAGGACCUCCCCGGCGAGUUCCCGGGCAUGACGGAGGAGCAGGCCUUCCUGACCCCGGUGCCGACUGAGCUCUGGAACGGCCAGGGUGCCUCUGUCCUCUUGGAAGCAGACCCCAGGGACACGAACCUCGAGGAGCCCACGGACGGCAGCAGAGGCCCCGGCGGUGACAGAGCUCCGGGCUGCCCCCCGAAGCAGAAGCCCAGCAGGCCGGUGCAGCUGGGCCAGGAGUGCGGGCAGGGCCUAAAGCUACAGAGGGACCUUCCGGGCCCCUUCGAGUGUCCCGAGUGCGAGCUCAGCUACCGCUGCGAGCAGCAGCUGGCCACCUAUCUGCGGACCCACGCGGGGUGGGAGCCUCCCACGGCGCCGGAGCCGGAGCCGGAGCCGGAGGAGAGCCUCAGGCCCAGGCCGCGGCUGAAGCCCCAGUCCAAGAGGACGAGGCAGCAUCAGUGUGACAUUUGCAUGAGGAGCUUCAGCUGCAGGGUGAGCCUGGUGACCCACCAGCGCUGCCACCUGCAGGAGGGGCCCAGUGGCGGCCAGCGCGUCCAGGAGAGGUUCUCGCCCAACAGCCUGGUCGCCCUGCCGGGCCACAUCCCCUGGAGGAAAAGCCGGAGCUCCCUCAUCUGCGGCUACUGUGGCAAGAGCUUCAGCCACCCGUCGGAUCUGGUGCGGCACCAGCGCAUCCACACGGGCGAGCGGCCCUACACCUGCCCCGAGUGCGAGCGGAGCUUCGUGCAGAAGCAGCACCUGCUGCAGCACCAGAAGAUCCACCAGCGCGAGCGUGGCGGGCUGGCUCUGGAGCCCGGAAGGCCCAAUGGCCUGCUUUAAGGGUGCCAGCCCCUCGCCUGUUCCGGGGGGGCCGAGGGGGCUGGCAUUGGUCUCCCGAAAAGACACUGUGCAGAGUCAGGGACUGGCUUCUUCCUGGGGGGAGUCGCUUUGAUUUGCCUAACCUUGGCCGAGCAGCGGGCCCAGCGAGCCCCCGAACUGUGUGGAGCGGGGCGGGGCCAGGCCUCCCCUGCUGUCUGCCCUGCUGCUGGGCUUGCCACGUCUUUGGGUUUCCCAUCCACACCGUUGAUGCCCGAGGUCUGGGGUCGGUUCGAGGGCCCGGCCCAGCGUUCCAGGUCUUCCCGCGGGGCGGGGCCUGGCCGGGGGCGGGAGCCGGCCUGCUGAAGAGCUCCGGGAAGCACAGCCCUCUGUUUCCCCUUCUGUAGUCCCCUUAUUAACAACAAGUAGAAUGAUAAUUUAAAGGAGCGCUCACCCUGCUCUGGAGAACCUUUCUGGAAUUAGAUUUUAGUUGAUUUAAAAAAGUAACAUACAGCCCAACACUUGUUUUUUAAGUUUUCAGAGCUGUAGAGGCUGUUUCUCACACGGCUUCUGGCCUGCCAUGGGGGGGGGAACUGUUUCUGGGGCUGUUUUAGCCCCCCGCCCCACCACACUCAGGCCAGGGGUCAGGGGCGUGGCACGGCUCCGGGUCCUGGGGGUCUCAGCACUCUGGGAGGGGGCUCACUGAAUCAAAAGGACCGAGAGAGGGAGAGAGCUGUAGGGCUGGACCCCCGAGCGCCCCCCUGAGAACGCAGAGCCUGGUUCGGAGCGGUGCACACGGAGCCGCUUCCUCCCGGGAGCUGGGGGUUCUCGCCCCGGCUCCGGCCCUUCCUUCCCGCCCCUGCCGGGUUCCGGGCCGCACGGGGUACGCGACUCCCCUGUUACUGAAGGUCGUCCCGCUCGCAUAGUGGUUAUUUGAGUUCGCUCCUGGAGGUCGUUCGGGUGACACGCUUUUCCAGGUUAGUUCCGGGACUGACCGCUGCGGAGCCGACGCGGGGGCCAAAGCGCAGGGCUGCCCGCCGGCCGGGGGUGCCGGGUGCCCGCCGCGCUGCUGUGCGGGGUGGGCUCCCGGCUCCUGGGUGAGUGUCCCCUUCGAUGGCAGUUGCUUAGAAUAAAAGUUGCUACUGGCA